This is a messenger RNA of Eimeria necatrix, 1809 nucleotides long. RefSeq lists its product as hypothetical. The record is from RefSeq and is a predicted model, not a curated record. The coding region runs from base 1 to 1809 and encodes 602 amino acids. The transcript has a single exon. NCBI's taxonomy places the organism in Eukaryota, Apicomplexa, Conoidasida, Eucoccidiorida, Eimeriidae.
AUGGGAGGGGAUGAGACGACCAAAGCCCCUGCACCAGUAGGGUUCUGCCUGUGUGUGCCCUGCAACAAGCGCGCGCGGCAAGCGUGGACGCCCCCAGACUGCGCUGCUACAAGCUACGAAAUACGCUGCAGCCACAGCCGCAGAUUUCUAAGCCAGCGUAGCGGCAGCAGCGGCAGGGGCUUCAGCAGGAGCAACUCUCGCAGCGCUGGCGCUGGCACUCCAAGGCCCCCCAAGCUCGGCAGUACAGAACCUCAGCUGAGCUGCUACAUGCUUCAGCAGCAGCAGGAACUGCCGCAGCAGCAGCCAGCGGUGUUGUGCCCUGGCUGUGCUGCUGCUGCAGGUUCUUGGAGCAGCUGCUUCUUCUGCUGCACGAAAGAGGCCCCCCGAUCCCCAGCUUCGAUGCCUUCGUCAAGCAAUUUGCUCCACGUGCCCUCUUGCUCGUCUCAGGGCAGCAAUAGUUUUCACGACAGUGACAGCGAAAUUGCUUCAUUUAAUGCCUCGAAACCAGCAGUAGCCCCUGCAGCUACGUUGGAUGCCGACACAGCAGAUCCACGACAGCUGCAGCAAAGCAACAGCAGAAACUUGCGACUCCAUAUGAGCCGCAGCAGCAGCUUCAAGAGCCGAUUUCCCUGCGUAGACUGCUGGAGGUGCAGCAACAGUUGCACUAUCAGCCUCAAGGUGCUGCAGCUCCAAACAGCCAGUGGCAGCAUCAUUCCUGCCCUGUUCCUUCGCCAUCCGUCCGCCAGGCAAACUCUUCUGGUGUCUCACCGAAGCAACAGCGACUUGGGGCGUAUGUACCCCUUGCUUUUGUUCUUGUGCCGCUCUCUUUGCGUAAAUGUCUUGGGCUACGAGUACACCGGUUAUGGAUUCUGCUGCUGCACCAUUCGCAGGAACCAUUCCGAACAGCAGGAACAGCAGCAGCAGCGAAGGCUGUGCCGGCCAUCUACAACUGGGGUGAACACAGAUAUUCGCGCAGCUUUCCUUUGGCUACAACAGCAGCAGCAGCAAACCCCCCAGAGCAUUAUUCUGUACAGUGAAGGAAGGGGCCUUCUGCCUGCCUUACAGCUCAGGUCUGAGCUUGCCGCUGAGGGUUUGCAGCUGGGGGGGCUGGUGUUUGUGGCGCCUGCGGCGGCAGCUGCAGGUACUGCAAGUACUGCUACAGGACUGCCUCUUUCGCGGGUUAAAGGGAAGGAGGGAGGGGAGGUGAGAAGAAUCCGCCGUUUGGUUCCGGCGUGCCUCCGCCGUCGCAGCGAAACCCACGAUGUGUACAUGCAGCUGCUACAGCUACAUCUAGACGAAUUGCUGGUCCUGGAGGGCUCCAAGCAGCAGCAGCAGGAGGCACCCUGUGGGAAGACGCCACAGUUGUUGCUGAGACAGCGAGCAGCGGCAGCAGCAACAGCAGCAGAGACUGGUGACCUUGAAUGUACGUGUAGCGACUUUCCUACAGGCGACAACUUACGCCGGUUAAAGGCGUUUGUGUUGCGCUCAAGAGAACAACAGGAGCAGCAGGAACUUGCUGUGGAGAGGCACUAUCAAAUACAGCAACAGCAGCAGCAGCUCCUGCUGGCGCAGAGGCAGCAGCAGCAGAAGUUGUGGUGCAGUGUCAUGCAGACUGAUCACGUGGGUGGAUCUAACGAGCAGCAGCAUGACAAUCUCCUUUCACAGCAGCCGCAGCAGGCUGGAACCGAUGCGAACAAAGGAGACCCAGCGACGAACUACCCCACGGAGUUGGUGUCUCCGCCUGCGACGACCGAAGGAACGCCAGAAAAGCCAUUUUCGGAGCAGCAGCCGCUGGCUCUGCGGCCUUAG